ACAAUUACUCAAAACCAAAUCAAUCUCCAUUCUCAUCAAUAUCAAUUCAGCAACGCCACACAAUAUCCACACUGAAGAUCAUCGAAUUCAGCAUCGAAUUUUGACAUUAUUAGGUCACACUUCACGCAAUUUUUGUUCUUUGGCGCGCCCUGACCGCGGUUCGCGUGGGGCACAUACCUAGGGUCGACCGUCCAAGAACUUCAAAAGCUUGGCUGGGCCUUGUUUGUUGAUCAUUCAAGUUCCCGUUGUCAACUGGUCUUCUCUAUGAAAUUGCAAGCCUUUCCGGCGUUGUACUAUUUGACAUAUUCCAUGUUGAUUGUAUGAAGACAGCUGCGGCGGUCGGAGAAACACGCGAACUUGGUGUUACUCGUGUAAUACCAAUAAUACCUUGUUGGUGACUCAACAGCAGCUUCAAUCUCUGGUACAACUAAAACAAUCGACCCAAACUCAAACCCAAUCGCGACUCAAUCCCUCUUUCUUAUCCAUUAUAAAAAAUCCGCAACAAACUUAUAAUACCUCCACCAAUAUCCUGGAGUUAAACCCCCAGACGCACUUAUGGCCUCUCCUGCAGCGAGCGUCCAACAGGACGACAUUGACUCCACUGACCCUCACCUCACGGACCCGACCUUGCUGAGGGAUCACUCAGAGUUCAAGUCCUAUACAACAAGUCGUUUCAAAUACUCUGGAAUUCGAGUUUUCUACCGACAACAUACCAAGGCAGACCAACUACCCAAAAAACCUGCUCCACUACCACUAUUGGUAUUUCUGCAUGGCUUGGGUGGCUCUGUUGCCCAGUUUCAUCCUCUGUUAAGUAGUCUGGUGGAUGAAGCCCCUUGCAUGGCAAUUGACUACCCCGGUUGUGGCCGAUCUGAGUUCUCGGUCACUAAUUGGGAUGCCUACACGACGGAUGCUUUGGUAGAGCUUCUGGAAACAGUCAUUGAGGACUAUCGAGACAAGGACGCAGGCCAACGAGUGGUCCUGAUCGGCCACAGCAUGGGGACAAGUCUCGCUGCUAAGUUGGCCAACACGCAACUCGAGCAUACAACUUCGCUAGCCGAGUACGUCGUAGGGUUGGUGGCUAUUUGCCCUGUGUCAAACCCUCCUGAUGAAUCAAAGACAUGGUGGUUUCGGAUGGGACUUUGGGCUCCGGAAUGGAUGUUUAAUUUGUGGCGAGCCUGGGAAGGUUGGGGGGGCCCCAACAGUGCCAGUAUCAUACGUUUCGUUGGAAAGGAUGCUGACGAGGCUACCCGAAAACUUCAAUAUCGCUUUAACAGACAGAGUCGAACCCCAGUCUUUAGACGCAUGGCUAAUGGCGCCCUACCACUCUAUCACAACGGCAAACCUAAAGGCGGUCUCCCAACCCUGGAGGUCUGGGCAGGAUUAAAUAUCCCCGUCUUUUUGAUAGGUGCUAAAGGGGACACUGUUGUUUCACCUGAAGAAGCCGAAAAGAUUGCUAAAGCAUUGGACCCUGAGAAGACUCUGCCAGAGUCAGGGUCAUCAGAAGAGACACACGAGGCUAUUGCCGACGCUGCUGCCCCCGUCAGUACUUCUACAAGACCGCAGGAUCAUAUGCCACAAGCUAUUGAAGAUCUCAAUGAUGAUGACUUCACAAAGGCCAAGUCUCCGGUGCUUCCCAGUUCAGAAGAGGACAGCCCUAAUGAUCCCUCAACCCCCGACGAGACUAUGACUGAACUACCUGCGCAACCGAACCACCCCAGAAAGGUAGUAAAGACCAUUAUGAUGCCGUCACCUGCAACACACGCUGUCCUAUACGCUCCCUGCUCAGUUCGUGCCGUUGCUGGGUUAAUUUCUGAUUUCCUUGCCACACACGUUACUGGCAGACUUUCCCUGGCCUGGCAACUGCAAUACCUCUCCCGUGAGGGAAAAUGGGACGUCAAGAACCUUAACAAAUGGAAGUCUGUCAAUCCCGUAUCCGAGCCGAUUGGACCUGCUGGAAAACCUAUUUUCCGGGCACUCAAGACACUUCGUGAAGUGGACGAUGUCCAUUGUCCACAGAAUUUUGUUUCGAAUUGGGGUUCUAUUGUCAAAGAUAUCAUUGAUAUCUCAAAAGACCAGCCUGUCUAUGACCCCCGCGGGUUAGAACGAGCUGGAAUCUAUUAUCACAAGUUCCCCACAGUUUCGAAGAUACCUCCAGAGGCUCGUGAGGUUGAAGCUUUCAUCAAAUUAGUUGACGACCUUAGAGACCAGCAGCCUGCACGCGCUACCGCUGAGGACUGGACCAAUCCCGAGCAGUGUGUUAUUGGAGUGCACUGCCAUUAUGGUUUCAACCGCACGGGAUACUUUAUCGUAUGUUAUCUCGUUGAGCGGUGCGAUUUCGGUGUUCAGGAGGCUAUCGACACAUUUGCCAAGGCGAGGCCUAACGGGAUCCGCCACUCACACUUCCUGGAUCGGCUGUAUGUACGAUACAAUGUUGACACGGUUUCUGCCAGCCAGUCAUGAUUAUCAAGAGAGAAAGGCGUUUGGUUAAGGGUGUUAACGGCCACAAGCGAGGAGUAUAUUGGCUUAAAGCGUUGAUUAUGGGCCAUGGUUUAGUUAACAACCAGGAGUCUGGUCGGUGGUCUCUGUUGGCAACUAGCGUAUAGAUAAUGGACUACUCGAUGUUUGUCGGAGCCAAGCAUUGUAGUGGGCACUUAACAGGCAUGAUACUCUACCCACUUUCUCGGGUCUGUAUUGAGGUGAACUGGACAACACAUUUAGACUCGGGUACCACUGGCGUCAUGCUGGGAUGACUACGAUGAGUCUGAUUAUCUGAUUUAAUGUGAAUUGCAG
This is a messenger RNA of Fusarium odoratissimum NRRL 54006, 2790 nucleotides long. RefSeq lists its product as uncharacterized. The transcript has a single exon. The record is from RefSeq and is a predicted model, not a curated record. Gene Ontology annotation, molecular function: protein tyrosine/serine/threonine phosphatase activity. Bases 556 to 2460 code for a protein of 634 amino acids. Lineage: Eukaryota; Fungi; Ascomycota; Sordariomycetes; Hypocreales; Nectriaceae. Gene Ontology annotation, biological process: protein dephosphorylation.